AUGUCAGGAAACAAUAUCAAGGUCGUUUGUCGUUUCCGUCCACAAAACUCGCUGGAGAUAAGAGAAGGCGGUGUGCCCAUCAUUGACAUUGGCGAUGAAGGAUCCUCUCUCGAGCUCAAGGGCAAGGAUUUCCAAGGCCACUUUGCAUUCGAUAAGGUGUAUGGCAGCGACACGGCACAAAAAGACGUGUUUGACUAUUCCGUCAAGAGUAUUGUCGAUGAUGUUACUGCUGGAUACAAUGGCACCGUAUUUGCAUAUGGUCAAACGGGUUCGGGUAAAACCUAUACGAUGAUGGGCGCCGAUAUCGACGAUGAAAAGACCAAAGGCAUUACACCUCGUAUCGUUGAGCAAAUCUUUACCAGCAUCAUGGAAUCGCCGAGCAACAUUGAAUUCACAGUGCGAGUGUCGUACAUGGAAAUCUACAUGGAGCGAGUCCGAGAUUUACUAAACCCUUCCAGAGAUAACCUUCCAAUCCAUGAAGACAAGCAAAAGGGCAUCUACGUCAAAGAUCUACUUGAAGUCUAUGUCGGCUCCAGCGAAGAAGUGUACGAGGUCAUGCGACGUGGCGGUAACAAUCGUGUCGUUGCCUAUACAAACAUGAACGCUGAAAGCUCCCGAAGUCACUCCAUCGUCCAAAUCACCAUCACUCAAAAGAAUGUGGAUACCGGUGCUGCCAAGAGUGGCAAACUGUACCUGGUUGAUUUGGCUGGUUCCGAAAAGGUGGGCAAAACGGGUGCUUCUGGCCAAACAUUGGAAGAGGCCAAAAAGAUCAACAAGUCGCUUACAGCUCUUGGUAUGGUCAUUAAUGCUCUCACCGAUGGCAAGUCGAGCCACAUUCCCUAUCGUGAUUCGAAGCUUACGCGUAUCUUGCAAGAGUCAUUGGGUGGUAACUCGCGUACCACGUUGAUCAUCAACUGCUCGCCAUCCUCGUAUAAUGAAGCUGAAACCCUCUCCACCCUCCGUUUCGGUGUACGUGCCAAGACUAUCAAGAACAAGGCCAAGGUCAAUGCCGACUUGUCACCUGCUGAACUUAAGGCUUUGCUCAAAAAGGUCAAGUCAGAGGCUGUCACGUUCCAAUCCUACAUUGCUGCUCUUGAAGGCGAAGUCAACAUCUGGCGUACCGGCAACAAGGUGCCUGAAGACAAGUGGGUCACCAUGGAUAAGGUUUCCAAAGGCGAUUUCAAGGCAUUGCCUCCCGCUCCAGGAUUUAAAAAUCCUGCUGUCACCGAGGAAAUGUCUCGUCCUUCCACACCAGCCGUUGUUUUGGAAAAGGAUGAGCGUGAAGAAUACAUGAAACGUGAAAACGAGCUCACCGAUCAAAUCGCUGAAAAGGAAAGCGAGCUUGCCGAAAGAGAAAAGCUACUUGAAUCACUCAAGGAGGAGAUGACUUAUUACAAGGAACAAGAGCAAUUGGUCACCAAAGAGAACCAAGAAAUGACAUCCGAAUUGAGCGAUUUGCGUUUGCAGCUGCAAAAGAUUUCUUAUGAGAGCAAAGAGAAUGCCAUCACCGUUGAAUCACUCAAAGAAGCCAACCAAGACCUGAUAGCCGAAUUGGAAGAGCUUAAAAAGAACUUGGCUGAAGUCCGAAGCGCUCAAAAGGAUGCCACUGGUACCGACAAGGAAAAGAAAAAGGCUGAAAAGAUGGCUCAGAUGAUGUCUGGUUUUGACCCAUCGAACCAAAUCAAUGAAAAGGAGCGUCAAAUCAGAGAUGCUCUUAGCAAGUUGGAUGGUGACAAUAUCAGCACGGAUGAGUUGGUGGCCUUACGACGGGAGUUAGCCGAGUCUAAUGUCCUCGUUGAUCAACACACCAAGACCAUCAACGACCUUCAUUUCGAAAAAGAGGCCAUUGAGCGUAAAAAGAACGACUUGGAGGCACGCGUUGCUGGAUUAGAGAAGGAUUAUGAGGAAUUGUUGCACAAGACGAUCGCACAAGAGGAAUCCGGUACCAAAGCAAAGAACGAGCAAAUGGUAUCUGAUAUCAAGAGCAAGAUGGAAGCGACGCAUCUCGCACAAAAGGAGGCACAUCAAAAGGAGAUUGAUGAACUCAAGAAAGAAUUGGAUCUCAAGUCUGAAACCCGUGAGCGUAUCAGCAAUGCCAUGGUGGAUCUCAAGGCUGCCAUUGAAGAGCUUCAGGGCAAAUUAUCUGAGCAAUCACCUCCACCUGCUGCCAAUGGAGAAUUGAGUGAGAAGGAAAAGGAUCUUGAGCGUAUGCGAAAGUCUAUGGCCCAACAAUUGGCCGACUUUGAAGUCAUGAAGAAGGCGUUGAUGCGUGAUUUGCAAAGUCGCUGUGAACGUGUGGUCGAGCUUGAAAUGUCGCUUGAUGAGACGAGAGAACACUACAACAAUGUCCUUAAAGCCAGCAACAACAAGGCCCAGCAAAAGAAAAUGGCUUUCCUUGAACGCAAUCUUGAGCAACUCACCAAUGUACAAAAGCAGCUUGUGGAUCAAAAUGCAUCACUCAAGAAGGAAGUUGCUUUGGCUGAGCGCAAACUGAUUGCUCGUAACGAACGCAUUCAAAGCUUGGAGACUUUGUUGCAGGAUGCUCAAGAGAAACUUAUUACGCAAAACCAAAAGUUUGAAGCACAAUUGACCGCUGUCCGUGAACGAUUGGAACAAGCUCGCACACAACAAAAGUCGCAAGGACCUAUGGGAGCUCUUUCUUUUGGACGCAUUGCAAAGCCCCUUCGAGGCGGUGCAGCAGCUGUAGCACCUGAAGAAUCCAUGGUGGAAUCUCCUACCCGUGAUAAGCGUACUUCGUGGAUCAGUGGCUUCAUGAACUCGCGAUAG
Messenger RNA from Lichtheimia ornata, 2787 nucleotides. Its product is annotated as kinesin heavy chain. Bases 1 to 2787 code for a protein of 928 amino acids. Gene Ontology annotation, biological process: microtubule-based movement. Gene Ontology annotation, molecular function: microtubule motor activity; ATP binding; microtubule binding. Lineage: Eukaryota; Fungi; Mucoromycota; Mucoromycetes; Mucorales; Lichtheimiaceae. The record is from RefSeq and is a predicted model, not a curated record. The transcript has 12 exons.